UGCUUCUUCCCGCCCAGCUACCCGAGCUACAGGCUGGGGAACCUGACCGCCACGGACACGGGCUACACGGCCAGCCUGACCCGCGCCGCAACGACCUUCUUCCCCAAGGACAUCCUCACCCUGCGGCUGGACGUGCUGCUGGAGACGGAGAGCCGGCUGCACUUCACGUACUUCCCCCGCCACCGCUUACCGAGAGGGCACUGCGCACCGGACAGGAGCCAGGGCCCGGAGUGCGUUUUCUCAUUCACCCUGAGCCUGCUGUGCCAGGUGAGCCCACUGUGCCAGGUGAGCCCACUGUGCCAGCUGUGCCAGGUGAGUCCACUGUGCCAGCUGUGCCCAGUGAGCCCGCUGUGCCAGUUGUGCCCGGUGAGCCCACUGUGCCAGCUGUGCCCGGUGAGCCCACUGUGCCAGGUGAGCCCGCUGUGCCAGGUGAGCCCACUGUGCCAGCUGUGCCCGGUGAGCCCGCUGUGCCAGUUGUGCCCGGUGAGCCCACUGUGCCAGCUGUGCCAGGUGAGCCCACUGUGCCAGGUGAGCCUGCUGUGCAAGCUGUGCCAGAUGAGCCCGCUGUGCCAGUUGUGCCCGGUGAGCCCACUGUGCCAGCUGUGCCCGGUGAGUCCACUGUGCCCGGUGAGCCCGCUGUGCCAGCUGUGCCCGCCCAACGCUGUGUCCUCUGCGUCCCAGCCCGACGUGAACCUGUACGGGUCCCACCCUUUCUACCUGGCACUGGAGGACGGCGGGCUGGCCCACGGGGUCUUCCUGCUGAACAGCAACGCCAUGGACGUGGUCCUGCAGCCCAGCCCAGCCCUCAGCUGGAGGUCGACAGGCGGGAUCCUGGACGUGUACGUCUUCCUGGGCCCGGAGCCCAAGAGUGUGGUGCAGCAGUACCUGGAGGUCAUAGGUGGGCCUGCUCCCGAAGCCUGUGUCCAGGUGCCCGCACCACGCGGCUUCGCCCUGCGACGGGGCCUCAUGCCCACCUCCCCCACUGGUGCCAAGACUUGCCUUUCCUUCUCCACCCGCUUCCCCCGCCCCCAGGAUCCCGCCAUCAGCAGCUCUGGCCCCGCGGGGAGCUACCGGCCCUACGACGAGGGGCUGCGGAGGGGGGUGUUCAUCACCAACGAGACCGGGCAGCCCCUGAUCGGGAAGGUGUGGCCAGGGCCCACCGCCUUCCCCGACUUCACCAACCCCGAGGCCCUGGACUGGUGGCAGGACAUGGUGGCUGAGUUCCACGCCCAGGUGCCCUUCGACGGCAUGUGGAUCGACAUGAACGAGCCGUCCAACUUUGUGAAGGGCUCCGUGGACGGCUGCCCCGAUAACGAGCUGGAGAACCCGCCCUACGUGCCUGGGGUGGUGGGCGGGUCCCUCCGGGCAGCCACCAUCUGUGCCUCCAGCCGCCAGUUUCUCUCCACGCACUACAACCUGCACAACCUGUACGGCCUGACCGAGGCCUUGGCCUCCCACAGGGCCCUGGUGAAGGUUCGGGGGACACGCCCCUUCGUCAUCUCCCGCUCCACCUUCGCCGGCCACGGCCAAUACGCCGGCCACUGGACAGGGGACGUGUGGAGCAGCUGGGAGCAGCUGUCCUCGUCGGUGCCGGAAACCCUGCUCUUCAACCUGCUGGGGGUGCCCCUGGUGGGGGCCGACGUCUGCGGCUUCCUGGGCAACACGUCGGAGGAGCUGUGCGUGCGCUGGACACAGCUGGGGGCCUUCUACCCCUUCAUGCGGAACCACAACGACCUGCACAGCCUGGUACAGGAGCCGUACAGGUUCAGCGAGACGGCGCAGCAGGCCAUGCGGAAGGCUCUGGGCCUGCGCUACGCGCUGCUGCCCCACCUCUACACGCUCUUCCACGAUGCCCACACCCGUGGCGACACCGUGGCCCGGCCCCUCUUCCUGGAGUUCCCCGAGGACCCCCGCACCUGGCCGGUGGACCGCCAGCUCCUGUGGGGAGAGGCCUUGCUCAUCACACCGGUGCUCGAGGCUGGGAAGGUGGAAGUGACUGGCUACUUCCCCGCCGGCACGUGGUACGACCUGCAGACGGUGCCAGUAGAGGCCUUUGGCAGCCUCCCGCCUCCACCUCUGGCACCCCUCAAGCCUGCCAUCCACAGCGAGGGCCAGUGGGUGACGCUGCCGGCCCCCCUGGACACCAUCAACCUCCACCUCCGGGCUGGACACAUCAUCCCCCUGCAGGGCCCUGGCCUCACGACCACGGAGUCGCGCAAGCAGCCCAUGGCGCUGGCCGUGGCCCUGACCUCGAGCGGGGAGGCCCGCGGGGAGCUCUUCUGGGAUGACGGGGAGAGCCUGGGGGUGCUGGAGCGUGGGGCCUACACACAGCUCGUCUUCCUGGCCAGGAAUAACACCGUCGUGAACGACCUGGUGCACGUGAGCAGCGAGGGGGCCGCCCUGCAGCUGAGGAGGGUGACCCUCCUGGGCCUGGCCUCGGCCCCCAAGCAGGUCCUUGCCAAUGGGGUUCCUGUCUCCAACUUCACCUACAGCCCCGACACCCAGACCCUGGACAUCCCUGUCUCGCUGACGAUGGGACAGCAGUUUCUCAUCAGCUGGUCUUGACUGGGGCCAAGGGCGCGUCGGGCCUCGAGUUCCCCGACUUCACCAACCCCUGGUGUUCACCCAUGUCGCGUAGUGCUGACCUCCCUCCAACACCCAGAUCUGCUCACCUGUCUACCUCCUGUGCUGGGCGCUGGGCCAGCGGCACCUGCAUCACAGUUUCCUGGUCCAGCUCCCACGUCGGGCCAGUGUCCUGGGGUUGCCUGGGUUUGGAAUGUUUCACUGGAGCCUUGCUCUCCGUAGCCCGACACGGAUGCGUGGAACGUCGGCCACCCCCAGCUGCCUGCCCCGAUGGCAGGGAAGGUGGCGUUUGGGGCCACGUGGUACCUGUGCCCCGAGUCACGCUCGGGCGGCUCUGCUGCUGCCCUGACAGGACGGAGCUGGGGGCCGCCUGCUGGGACCUCGGGAGACUGCCUGGGAAAGAUUUUGUUUUAAGUGCAAUUAUUUGUAAUAAAAGCGGCAUCCGGCCAAGCCUCUGGGUGCCCCUGGCAUCCAGGGCACAGAGGGUGUGCCCGGGGGCCAUGACACGGAGACACGUAACAGUGUCUUUGAGGAGUGAACGUUUUUCAUUGUGAUGAGCACAGCUUGCUUCUAUUUCUUACCCCCUUUAAUGAAAUCUUUGCUAAACCCAAAGUCCCCAUGACUUUUCUCCUGUUUUCUCCUAGAGAAGUUUUGUAAUUUUAAGUCUUACAUUUCCAGCGAGGUUUGAUAGAUGCAAUGAAGUAAAGGCUCGUCCAGGUU
Messenger RNA from Myotis brandtii (Brandt's bat), 3303 nucleotides. It is a transcript of the gene GAA, whose product is annotated as glucosidase, alpha; acid. Gene Ontology annotation, molecular function: carbohydrate binding; alpha-1,4-glucosidase activity. The transcript is spliced from 17 exons. Lineage: Eukaryota; Metazoa; Chordata; Mammalia; Chiroptera; Vespertilionidae. Gene Ontology annotation, cellular component: lysosomal membrane. The annotation marks the transcript as partial. The record is from RefSeq and is a predicted model, not a curated record. Gene Ontology annotation, biological process: glycogen catabolic process; lysosome organization.